AUGCCUGUCUGCCAGGCACAUCUGGAGCCCGGUGGGAAGCUUCCCUGGUCACCUGUAUACCCAGGCCUGUUUCUGAUCUCGUGUGCACCGUAUCGGGCAGCUGUGGUUUCCAGAGCUGUGAUACUCAAUGACUCGUCCUAUAGUCUUCAUGUUUUUCCCAAGGGCCAGGGAAGAUGGGCCAGGCUGUGGGAAAUACCCCGCGGAGGCUGGUUGGAGAUAGUGACUGACUCCCUCUUGAUAGCCUAUGAGUUCAGCUACAGCAUGGGCAAAGAGCGUGCUACCGCAGCGGUGUGUGGUGCAGGGAAGAGCCACCCUUGGCCCCAGUCUCCAGUCUCCGAGCUCCUGCUGACGCCGGUGUUGGCAGAGCCGUGGGCUCUUGGGGCGGUGCGCCUCUGGCUGAUGGAGACCUUCCUCUUCCUGAUGAUGGGCACCUGGCUUAUGCAAGCCGCCUUUAUUCUCUACAAAUCAGUCUCUGGCUACCCGUGGGAGGACGAUGACAGCAUGUUUGUCACCACCUCCUUCUGCCGGCAUUUGGUCAUCAGUGCCUUGUGCCUGCUGGGAAUCUACAGUUUUGCUUCCUUUUGGUAUCGCCAUUGCAGUCCCAGCUUGAAGCUGAGAGGGUCCAAAAAGGCUCCGGAUCCUGAGAGCUCAUCCAGACCUCUCCCCAGGUGGUUGCGGGAAGCCGAGCAGCUGGAGAAGGACCAGCGGGCUCUCCUCCUUGCAAAGGGCCCCGCCUGUGGCAGGGCCCAGAGCACCUAA
This is a messenger RNA of Jaculus jaculus (lesser Egyptian jerboa), 759 nucleotides long. Its product is annotated as transmembrane epididymal protein 1A. The record is from RefSeq and is a predicted model, not a curated record. NCBI's taxonomy places the organism in Eukaryota, Metazoa, Chordata, Mammalia, Rodentia, Dipodidae.